AUGCCACUCUCUUUUCUCAGAGAACCAUUGACAUUUAGGGAUAUGGCCAUAGAAUUCUCUCUGGAGGAGUGGCAAUGCCUGGACCCUGCACAGCGGAAAUUAUAUAGGAAUGUGAUGUUAGAGAACUACAGAAACCUGGCCUCCCUGGACCUGAUAACCUGUAUAGAGAAAGCAAAGGAGCCCUGGAAGAUGAAGCGACACGCGAUGGUGGAUGAAUCCCCAGGCCUCUUUCAGGGCAGGACCUCCCCG
Messenger RNA from Saimiri boliviensis boliviensis (Bolivian squirrel monkey), 249 nucleotides. The record is from RefSeq and is a predicted model, not a curated record. Lineage: Eukaryota; Metazoa; Chordata; Mammalia; Primates; Cebidae.